This is a messenger RNA of Striga asiatica, 1857 nucleotides long. The record is from the annotation of a GenBank genome assembly. Lineage: Eukaryota; Viridiplantae; Streptophyta; Magnoliopsida; Lamiales; Orobanchaceae.
AAAUGUGGAAUCCCAUUUCACUGGCUUCUCACACACAAUAAGCUCUCUUUCCUCUAAAACUGUCUCAAGACUCCAAAUACGAAAAUGGGUUUGCCUGAAAAUGAAUUUUAUGAGGAAUCUGAAGGUGAUUCCGUAUAUUCCGACGAUUCACACGAGGACCCGAGUUUCGAUGUUCUUGAUGAGACUCGGCUAUCUUUCUCAAAUCUCUCGCUAAAGAAGAAAACCAAAACCCGUAUUGUUAAGAGAACUAAUGAUGAAGAAGACGAACGCCCAGACGUGAUUGAAGCAGUUAUUCCUGAACUCAAUGAGGAGGACAGAAAAAUUUACGAAACGAUUCGGAAAAUUAUUGAAGGUCUUGUUAGUUUUACUAAAGGGACGAACUUUUGGAUUUGUGAUUGUGAUUUCGAGCAAAACUUUAUACUCCGAUUCGAUUCAUGUUGUUUUGGGAUUACGACAGAUGGUGGGGUGGAGAGACUGAAAGUGGAGCAAUGCAAGAUUUACUUAAGAAAACAUGGAUUGAGAUUGAGUGGCAACAAGGAGACUUUAAUUCUGAGGAUUAAGGAGCACAUUGAGAUUGUCGAUGGAGGUGGGGAGAAAAAGUAUCCGGCAUCAAGUUUUGUGUUGAAUUGCAAAGGUGAUGCUUGCACGGGAGAUAUUGUCAUGUUUGAACAGAACGUGUAUGAAGCGUUCAGUAUUGCAUCUCGUAGUGCGAAUGGUCCUCCUUGUGGCACGAGGAUUGUUGCCGGCCGUAUUGUGAAGGAGAGUUAUGGGGCCGCCAAGCAGCAACACACGUUCACGAUUGAAGUGUUGUGGAGUAAAGGAGAGAAACCACUGAACCCACUUCACCCUCUACUUAUCAAAGGCAGGAACCUAUAUAGAUUGAAAACGAUGAGACGGAAAUGGGAAGAUGAAGGCGAAAGGCAGAAAAUGCUGUCCGAAAAGCAUGCUAGAGGUGGUGCUGCUCGUUUGGAUAGAGAGGCACGCAUACAAAAGAAGGAAAUGCGAAAAGUUCACAAGCUGACUAGGUCAACACGAGAAGAGCACCUGAAAGCAAAGCAGGAAACAGCAAAAACUGGCCCUUUGCUGUAUUCUCUACCCAUAAAGCCCGAUAAAAGCAUCAAGCCAAAUUAUACGAAUGCAAAGCCUAAAUAUAUCUCAAAUGCACCUAUACUGCCACAAUAUAAUAUUCCUCAAAGACAACCUCUGUACGGUGUUAACUUUGUUUCUCCGAACUUCAGUAACCUUUACAGUAAACAAGACUAUAUUGAUACUAUCGUGAGGAAUCAUCAGAGCCAUUUUUCAAAUUUGAAUAAUUUCGUGAGCUCAACAAAGAAGAGGCUUCCAUAUAAAGAAAAUCAGGCACAUGGGCCCAUGAGGAGCUCGUCACAUGGGCUUGGUCACGAGCAAAAGCAGGCAUGCCGGUAUUAUGCUCAAGGAAGAUGCCACUUUGGAGAUAAGUGCAGGAAUUUGCAUGGAUCGGCUUCAAAUACGUCGUGAAGUUAUGAGUAUGACUCGUGGGCUUUUUGGUUCCCGUUCGUUGAGAAUAUGAUUUUGGAUUGUACCCAAAAAAAAAAAAAAUAUAUGAUUUUGGAGCCAAAAGCAAGAAGAGGCUACUCUUUUUUCCUUUUCUUUCAUUUUAUUUGUUACUUGCAUUUGCAGAUGUGAGGGGUUUAAUUAUGAUGAAAGAUUAAGAAAGAACAGUUGAGAUUCAUAUUUUCUUAACAAAAUGUUUCCAUCUUGAAUGUGGUACAUUGUAGAAGAAAUUCAGGAUGCUUUAUGUAGUUUCAGUUAACCUUGAGGGUUCUUUUGCAAAUAACAAUUAGCAUUGUAAUAACUUCUACUGAAAUUUACUUUAAU